ACUGUAAAAUAGAGAGAGGACUUGGUAAGACUCAGAGGGUAAAAUAGCUAUUAGGUGUGAGAUGGUUAUGAAUUUUCAUAGUUCCAAAUUCAAAAACUAGGUUUCUUGUAAAUGUUAACACACUAAGCUGAAGUAUGUACAGUAUAGCAAAUUGUAAUGUAUACAAGUAAAUGGGAUAGGGAUCAAAUAAGAUGUGUUUUAACAAGUAAAUUGGAAUUAUUAGACAUUCAGUCAGUUGACAAAGUGUUAAACUUUUAGAAAUUGAGUUAAAAUGUAAUCCCCUUGCUUCUCAAACUAUUGCACAUUUACUAUGGAGAACUCAACACUCUUUAUUUCAUUUGUACUGUCUGCAUAUGGAAAUGUAGGACUAUUGAAAUACUUGUAUUUUACUAUAAUGAUUGUGUUGUACAUUGCAAUAGUCUUUGCUAACACAAUGCUUAUAGUGGUGAUAUUCAUGGACAGAAAGCUACACCAGCCCAUGUAUAAGUUUCUCUGCAGUUUGUUUAUUAAUGAAUUAUAUGGCAGUGCAGCUGUUUUGCCUUUCCUCAUGGUACAGGUUCUAUCAGACACACAUGUGGUGCCUGCUCAUUAUUGUUAUUUACAGAUAUAUAUUCUUUACACAUAUGCAGUAAUCGAAUUCUGCAAUUUAGCAGCCAUGGCAUAUGACAGGUAUGUUUCUAUCUGUUAUCCUUUGCAGUACCAUGCCAUUAUGACCUCUAAUAGAGUGUUCAUGAUCAUGAUGGUAGUCUGGAUUUACUCUUUUAUGUACAUAACCUUUCUCAUGUAUUCUAGUGUAAGUUUACCCAAGUGUGGCAACAUUAUGGAUAAAGUAUAUUGUAAUAACUAUUCAUUAGUCAAACUGGCCUGUGCAGACACAACAGUGAAUAACUAUGGUGGAAUAUUUGGAACUUUUCUGUCUGUUGUUUUGCCUGUGAUCCCCAUUUUAUUCUCCUACAUCAAGAUUUUACGUAUUUGUUUAAGAUCUUCAAAAGAGACAAAACAGAAAGCCAUCAGCACAUGCACACCUCACUUGGCUUCUCUGACCAAUUUCUUCUUUGGCUGUUGGUUUGAGAUUCUGCAGAGUAGAUUUGACAUGAGUCAUGUCCCAGCUGCUCUGCGUAUUAUUAUCUCAUUGUACUUCCUGGUGUGCCAACCACUUUUUAACCCUGUACUAUAUGGAUUUAAUUUAUCAACAAUCAGACAACAAUGUAAGACUUUGUUCCUCAAGAAAUAUCCCAUUCAAGGAUAAUUUGAGGUUUUAAUUGCAUCAAAAGAGAUAAGAUCUUUCUGUUAUUGCAAUACCCCUGUGUGAUACCAUAUGGGAAAAGGUUUUCCUUGGCAGAGUACAUUACAAUCUAUCUGAAAGUAGGUGGAUUG
Hypomesus transpacificus is the source of this 1377-nucleotide messenger RNA. RefSeq names its product olfactory receptor 10A6-like. The record is from RefSeq and is a predicted model, not a curated record. Gene Ontology annotation, cellular component: membrane. Bases 311 to 1249 code for a protein of 312 amino acids. Gene Ontology annotation, biological process: G protein-coupled receptor signaling pathway. NCBI's taxonomy places the organism in Eukaryota, Metazoa, Chordata, Actinopteri, Osmeriformes, Osmeridae. Gene Ontology annotation, molecular function: G protein-coupled receptor activity; olfactory receptor activity. The transcript has a single exon.